GGCAAGCGCCCAAUUUGCCCCGAAGAAGAGUCCCCUGGUCAGAAUUUCUUACUCACUUCCAAGCAGAAGCAGGAGGAAGAGGAGCGGCCUUCUUCGCCUCUCUCACCGUAGCCAUUUGAUGAUAGAUAGAUACCGGCAUCAUCACCAUUCUAUCCAUGGAGACGAGGACGAACUCCAGCUCUCUUUCCCACACUGCUUCCUUCCCACACUGCUUCCAUGGAGGGCUAGUGGAGAAUACAUUCCCAACCAUAGUGGAAGGCGUUGUGAUUAUGAGAAUGGUUGCUGAAUGAUGGAUUUAUUGGAUCUGUUCUAUAUAAAGUGUUCCUAAGUUCGCUGAAGGCCUCAAAAACUAGUGCCAGACCUGCCCCCAGAUAGAACCAGACAGCCUUUGGUGUAAAUCAAAUGGUAGAGGCAAAUGAUUUCAGGCAUUUUCCCUAUUCCGUCCCAGGUACAAGCAAGUCCAAGAUGGUUACUAGUGGAGAGCUACCAAAAUGUGAAGUGACUAUAGCAAAUGUGAUUGUUGCAGAUGCUUUGGAGAGUAAAAUUCACCAAGUUCUAAUCAAAAUGGUUCUGUCAAUUCUUCAACUAAGAACACUAAUUUGAAUAUUUCUCCAGCUAGUUUUGUAAAAGCAUCAAUUUUAGGUCCUGGACUGAGUGAAACUCAGGCCUAACUGGAAGCAUUUGUUAAUCAAGAAAAAAAAAAAAGUCCGAGCCUGGAAGUAUGAAGCAUAGUUCAGUUUAAGCAAAAAUUAGUGAUGAAAUGAGUAGUCUUGCUAAAACCAGUGGUAGUGCCAAAAUGAGUGAUCAGGUUGAUUUUGUGGAGAGUGGAAACAGCAGCAUGCUGUUGAAUUUGCGGGGUGUAUGUACUAUUCUGAGGAAGCAUUGCAGCAGAUCUUUUUCCCAAGAGUUGGUGGUUAGCAGUCUGUUACAUUUGAGUGCGAACUUGAUUCAGUUACAUUCUGUAACUGGCUGAUUGAUUAGUUGUAUAAAAAGCUAAUCCAGCUUGUAUUGGAGAUGAUAAGAACAAUUUCAAUACAUUUCUCUAAUUCUCUUUCUGUUCCUAUUUCUGUUUUCUCUCUAUUUUUCUCUGUUUCUAUCUCUGCCUCCCUCUCUCAACAUUCUUCUUGCUCGUUCUGCAUUUCUGUCAUUCCAAAUACCUGGUUCAAGACUUAGGUUUUGACAUGUGUCAAGGAAGCACCAGUACUGAUGUAAGUGAGGAGAGCUCCUGCAGCAGCUUUAUUGGCAGUAUCAACAAGACCAACAAGGCAAAUGAUUUGAGAUGGGAAGGCAUCCGAGCUGCUCAUACAAGUGCAAAGGAUGGAGUGUUGGGUUUGAGCCAUAUCAGACUCUUGAAAAUGCUGGGCCGUGGAGAUGGUAGCGUCUACCCGGCAGAAUUGAGUGGAACCAAGUCCUAUUUUGCUAUGGAAGUUGUGGACAAGGCAUCUCUAGCAAGUCGUAAGAAGCUUCUUCAUGCUCAGACGGAGAGAGAGAGAGAGAUACUGCUAUCUCUAGACCAUCCAUUCCUUCCAACAUUAUAUGCGCACUUUGGGACAGACAAGUUUUCAUGUUUAGCGACGGAGUUCUGCCCGGGUGAAGACUUGCACACUCUUAGGCAGAGGCAGCCUGGGAAAGACUUCAAUGAGCAAGCAGUGAAGUAUGAUAUCACCUAAUCAUCUUCUGACUUGAAAUUAGAGUCAAAACUAAAUCUGGUAGUAUUUUUUUUUGUUGCCACAUGUCUUCUGUUUCACAUGCAGGUUCUCCUGUCAAUGUGGUGCCUAAUUUCAUAUUCUUCUUUAUAUGAUUAAUACUUAUAUUUUAGAAAUUAAUUGAGAAAGUAUUCCACCCAUCCUUCUGCUGCAACUGGCUAUUGUGCCAUUCUAACUCCAUACUCUUUCUUAGGUAUUUUUGCUAGUAUGUAGUAAAAUUCUCUUUUGACUUAGAUUCAAUACCGAAUCUGGAAUUCUUGUUGAA
This is a messenger RNA of Diospyros lotus (date-plum), 1971 nucleotides long. RefSeq names its product serine/threonine-protein kinase D6PKL2. Gene Ontology annotation, molecular function: protein serine/threonine kinase activity; ATP binding. Gene Ontology annotation, biological process: protein phosphorylation. The record is from RefSeq and is a predicted model, not a curated record. Lineage: Eukaryota; Viridiplantae; Streptophyta; Magnoliopsida; Ericales; Ebenaceae. Gene Ontology annotation, cellular component: nucleus; plasma membrane; cytoplasm.